AUGGGGGCCCAGGAUAGAGAAGCAUACUCCAGCGACGUCGAGAUGGGUGAAGGGCAAUCUUCCGAGUUGACCACCGUCAACUCAGACGCGGCGCCGAAUUCAGACACAAAAGCAAAGCAACAAGACCUUGGACUGAGACAUCGCGACAAAGCAGCCGGCCUCAGCCUGACGCAAGCGAGUGAUCCUCGAACAGUCCAGCAGCAGCCUACGUCCGACAACAACGGUAGUUCGGCCUCAGAAUCCCUCAUCCCUAGUCCCUCAAACCAGUCCACCGCCGCUACUUCGUUGAACACCGACGUCCCCCCAACUGCCACCUCCAUGCCGUCCAUCGAUGAGCAAAUUGUCAAAGUCACACAACUGGCACAGCAAGAACUCCACAGCGGGCAAAAGGGGUAUGUUAUAUCUGCAAAAUGGCUUCAAAGAGUGCAGGCGCGAAGUUCGCAACUUGGCGAGGCUGGGAAAGUUGAAAAGUCAGCAACAGAAGGUGACAUUGGGCCAAUCGACAAUUCGGACCUGGCCAUGGUGGUCGAAGAGUCGACUAGGCUGGUAGACGAAGCAGGAGAGCCAUAUGUGCCGUUACGUCCUGGCCUGACUCUCGGCGAAGACUACGAAAUCUUCCCUCAAGAAGCCUGGGAUUUGAUUGUUUCCUGGUAUGGCAUUGCGAAGGACUCACCAACACUCACGAGAUACGCUCAUGACUGGAGCGAACCGGGUGCCAUUCCCAGCGUCUCCUGGGAGUUGAACCCACCUAUUUUUUCCUUCCUCAAAAUCCCCAGUGAACAUACAGCCCAAACGCAACGCGAAAGGGACCUGCCACCCCAGCGUUUGCUAGCAAGCAAGAAGAAGUCUUUCACAGAAUGGCUGAAGGCAGGCAAAAGACUACUGAACAUUGAUAUCAACACAAGAGUCCGAGUCUGGAGGGUGCUGGGCGGUCUGAAGAGCUCCACUGCUUCAGGCAUCCUUACCCCCGUGGCUUCGCGAAGUGCGUCCCCGGCCCCAGGUGCGGAAAUCAUUGCGAGUGCCGGCGACCGGAUGCUCCUGGAUGUCAAUACAUUUGUUCACCUACAGAUCGGUGAGCAGCGGGAACUACUCAACGUCGUAGAUCACACAGCGAAUCCCAACUACGAUGGCAAAUCGACCCUCGGUACUUUCGGUCUUGGUAGAGACGACGUGAUUGUCCUAGAAGAGCGAAAACCCGGCAAAGACGAGUGGCCAAGUGAGAACCCUAAACUCACCUUGGGCAAAGGACUAAAGACCGUGCCGAAGAAUCUUACUUCAAGUGGCAGAUCCAGUCCAGCUCCUGGAAUGAUGACGCGAGGUCGACAAAAAAGAGAUACGAGACCACGCGGCAUCACUGGAUUGAGCAAUUUGGGCAACACUUGUUACAUGAAUUCCGCCUUGCAAAGCCUCCGAAGCGUAGAAGAACUGACCCAAUACUUUCUGCACGACCAGUGGAAGCAAGACCUUAAUGUGGAUAACGCUCUGGGCCAUCAUGGAGAGGUUGCUAGGGCCUACGCCAACUUGCUCCAUCAGAUCUACGACGAAAGCACUUCUUCGACAAAUCCUUCUCGAUUCAAGACUACCAUCGGAAAGUAUGGGCCAAGUUUCCAGGGCUUCGCACAGCAGGACUCACAGGAGUUUUUACUCUUCCUGCUUGACGGCUUACAGGAAGAUCUGAACCGCAUCCACAAGAAGCCUUACAUUGAGAAGCCUGAUUCGACGGAUGACAUGGUUCAUGAUACUGCAGCUCUCAGGGCCUUUGCCGAUAAGAAUUGGGAAAUUUACAAGGCGAGAAAUGACUCUGUUGUCACAGACUUAUUUGCCGGGAUGUACAAAUCAACCCUGACCUGCCCGGUGUGUGACAAAGUCAGCAUCAUUUUCGACCCGUUCAACAACCUCACCUUGCAGCUUCCAAUCGAAAAUAACUUUCAAAAAGAAAUCUUGUACUUUCCUCUUCAUAAGCGUCCGAUCCGAAUCGACGUUGAAAUCAACAAGCAUGCUACUUUCAAAGACCUGAAGGAGUACAUCGUCACCAGGACACAUGCUGACGUUGAUCGGUUGCUGGUUGCGGAGUCCUACAAGAACAAGAUUUAUAAGAUCUUUGACAACAACAUGAUCAUCUCCGAGCUUACCAUCCAUGAAUCAGACAUCAUCUGUGCGUACGAGUUGGAAUCGGUCCCUACGAACUACAACCCAAACAAGGCUAAAAAGUUCUCCCCCCACACGAUUGGGCGGGAUGCCGAAGACGAAUUAGUGGCUCAAGACAGCCCCGAAGCCGACCGGCUACUCGUUCCCAUGUACCAUAGGCUCGUCAAAGCGCCAGCAUCACGAGUAGGGUCCAAACCCUUCUUUGGUCUACCAACAUAUCUCGUCUUGACUCGAGAGGAUCGUGCGACGUAUGAGGGUAUACUCAAAAAGAUCCUCGGCAAUGUUGCAGGAAUGACCACGAGAAAGAUCUUUGAAGAAGGGGACAAUGCAUCCGACGAUGGGGUAGCAACUCCCGAAGACUCUGAUACUAUGGUGGUGACGGACGACAUGUCGAGUUCAGGAUCGAACUUGCCCACUGCAGUCUCUGCCCGAGGGGAGGACGGUACUCUAGACGUCUCGAUGCGUGAUGUCAGCCAAGUUUCUGAGACGCCGUCCCAAUCACCCGUCUCUGCCGACGCGAGCUUAUCAUACCUUCAUUCACACUCUUCUAUUCCUCGCCAGCUUCGAGGCCUCUUCACCGUCCAUGUUGCGUCAACGGGCGAGGGCAUUCCCACGGGAUGGAAUCAAAUCUCAGAAGCCCAAGACUACGAAGAUAUCAGCAAUCGUGUUCCAAGAACCGUGCCUCACCGUACUAAGAAAGGGGUCGGGGCAUCAGACGCUGCUAAUGGUGACAGCGGUUCCGCAACGAGUGAAGACGAGCUUGCUGAUAUCGAGCAUGAUGAUGCCACUAUUGGCAGCAACGACUCGGGUUCAGAGUCGAAUGCCAGUCCACCACUACCUUCUGGACCGGAUUCUGACACCGAGUUUCCGGAUGUGCAGGAAGUGCUGAGACGUCCCAUGUCCAAAAAGGCUCAGAGAUACAAGAAUCGAGGCAAGAAAUACGGAAGGCGCAAUUUGCGUCGGACUCCUCUGUCUCCGCCGCCUCCCCAACCAUUGCCCAAGGUCAAAACUGGAAAUCUGGUUAGACCUGGUGAAGCUAUUAUUCUUGAUUGGACUCAGGAUGCAUGGGACGCCUUGUUUGGAGGAUCAGAGCGAGAACCUGCGGAACUGCGGGGUGCGCCGACCUGGAAGAGCGUCCCACUAUUUCAUGAUGAAGAGUUAUUGGCCAGGCGUGCCCAGCGAACGCGUCGCACGAAGAAUGGGAUUAGUCUAGAGGACUGUUUGAAUGAAUUUGGCAAGUCUGAGACCUUGUCUGAAACAAAUGCAUGGUACUGCCCUCGAUGCAAAGAGCAUCGCCGCGCCGAGAAGAUGUUUGAAUUGUGGAAGGCGCCUGACAUUCUCAUCAUGCAUUUCAAGCGUUUCAGCAAUAACCGAAACUUUAGAGACAAGCUUGAGGUGAAGGUUGACUAUCCUGUUGAGGGGCUCGAUCUGUCUGGCAUGGUUAGGGACCAGCAGGACGGCAGGAGCUUGAUUUAUGAUCUGAUAGCCGUCGACAACCACUAUGGUGGUCUGGGAGGAGGUCACUACACCGCCUACGCGAAGAAUUUCUUCAACAACAGUUGGUACGAAUACAAUGGUCCAGACUCCCAUGUUUCGUCCAAAACAGAUCCACGAUCAGUGGUCACUAGCGCGGCGUACCUCUUGUUCUAUCGCAGACGGUCAGACCACCCUUUAGGCGGACCGAAACUGCAGGAGCUGUUGGAGUCGAGCAGCCAUACAGAAGCCGACUCUGAGGUACCAGCAGAGUCUCCUGAUUCCUCGCCGGUUACGGGGGAAGGUCGGCGACUCGGCGACUCCUCCCACAAUGGGUUGUCGAGCGCUUACACAGCCGGUCAAGGUCACCGCGUGGGAGCGGGUGGCUCAGCAGCGGAAGAAGGAAGUCAGGAUCAAGAUCUACUAGUCGGAGACGAGAGUCCACCGAGACUGCUCGGGCCUCCAGCCGAUGAUGAACUACCUCCGUACCAAGUUGCUCUGACUGAUGACGAAGGGGUUGUCAUGGAAGAGAAUGUCCCUCUGUGGCAACAAACCUGGGGGUUUGACGGUCUGGCGUCGGGCUCUCGUGUGCCAGCGCCUUCGGAGGACGGCGGCAUGUUUGGUGACAAGGACAGUUCCAACGACAGUACCAGAGUGGAGGGCAAUGUUGGGAGUCCAGCACACAGCUUACUGGACCUUGAUGUUGCUGAGGACAUGAAUGACCCCAUCUACAGUGAGCCCAUCACGCAUGAAGACUAUGGCCGGCGCAUUGUGAGGGAGAGCGCGCCUCCUCCGGAGGUGCCUGAUAUGAUGAAUGACGACGAGGACGAUCCUCCUGUGAUGGAGCUCCAGGCAGAUCCGGCGAACAACGACGAGCUCGUCUUCAAUCCGGUGACCAAGUGA
Molecule: messenger RNA, 4524 nt
Organism: Capronia epimyces CBS 606.96
Lineage: Eukaryota; Fungi; Ascomycota; Eurotiomycetes; Chaetothyriales; Herpotrichiellaceae
Exons: 2
Coding region: 1-4524 (1507 amino acids)
Biological process (GO): protein deubiquitination
Molecular function (GO): cysteine-type deubiquitinase activity
Source: RefSeq, a predicted model, not a curated record